Racocetra fulgida is the source of this 195-nucleotide messenger RNA. The record is from the annotation of a GenBank genome assembly. Lineage: Eukaryota; Fungi; Glomeromycota; Glomeromycetes; Diversisporales; Gigasporaceae.
AAAGUGGAUACCAAUUUCAACUUCAUGAAGUACCAUCGCUUACUGAAUUAAAACAAGUUCUAGUUUUUUAUUUUACCCAAGCAAAAAAGAAAAAUGGUUUAGAUUAUAUGAUUGCAUCAAUUCGAUUAGCAAUUAAUGCAUUUACAUGUUACCUUAAUGAAAAAUCCAAUCUAAAACCUGUUGAUCUUCUUGAUC